AUGUUUUUCCCUAUUCCAUCAUCAUAUAUCAUUUCUCAUCACCUGUUCCAGCCUAUCAGGUCCUCUGCCUCCCCAAGCCCAACUCUUCCUCAUUUUGACGAAGCUAAUUCCACUGGCCUCGAUUCUUCCUCAGCUAUUCCAAACUCCAACAACAAGCCUCCAUCUACUCUUCAUCCUCCGUCCAUUGCUUCGUUCUCAUCUUCAUCUUCUUCACCCUGUCCUAUUUCUUCCCCCGACCUCCCAUGUACCUCAGCAAGCGCCAUUUCUAUUAAAGCAAACCCAUCUGUGAACAACUUAGUAAACACCAACCGCAAUCUCUAUUUUGGUCGCCCUACCAAUUUUCCAACUUCUAUUCAGCCCGGCACUACUCCUCUAUCUUUUGCCCCACCUCCAUCAGCUGCUUGCAUCGCUUUACCUAUUCCGGGACUCAUUUGGCUACCAGAGAUAACCCUACCUGCCGACCUACCUCCCUGGUGCCCCUUGCCUUCUCCGGCACCUUCUCCAUCUCCUUUACCAUCGCCCUCCACUGUCAGUUCUUCCUCUGCCUUCUCGCUACCCGGUAUUCUACCCAAUCAUCUAGCUCCCUGCCAGACGGAGACUUCAGUAAGAUCCAUGCAGAGAUCUGCAUGCUCCAUAUGUACUGGAUCGCAUGUCUGCGCUUUACCACUUGGUGAUUAUUCUGGUGGUCCUAUUCAUAAUUUUGAUAGCGAUGCUAGUAACAAUGCUGGAGCCCCACUAGACUGGCCAAUAAACUGUGGGCCGUUAUUAAUCUCCAGUCCUUUCUCCUCUACCACCACAACUAUAACCUCUUCUACUUAUUCAUCCUCCUCGGGUUCUUCGCUCUCUGGCGGUUCUAAGUUUAUUUUGCCCCCACCACUCUGUGUCCGUGCGCCAUCUCGAUUAACCCAGAUCGGCGCAGGAUCCCCUGCUAUAUCGAUUUCAUCUUCCUCUUUCCCGAUUACCACCCUUAAUGGCCUCUCUUUGGUCUCACUAGCCUCCUCUCUAACGUCUACCUCAAUGCUAUCAACAGCUCCUUCAGCCUUAAACUCUGUCCCAGGUACAUCUCUCAAUCGGCCACUAUCCGGGUUGACUGAAGAGGAGAUUAGUCGACGACGCCUUUGCUGUUACCGAUUCGUGCAUAUUUUGGCUUGCGUCGAACUGCUAUUUGUUUUUCCCGACGAGACAGCUGCAUUGGCUUGUUUAAACGUCUGCAAAUUGGCAGGAGGCAUCGAAUCUUCUUGGAAUAAUUUAUUCCAUCUUGUUAAGGAACGGGCAAUUCAAGCUAAUUCGAUCGGGUCUCUUAACUUACCAAGUUAG
This is a messenger RNA of Protopolystoma xenopodis, 1317 nucleotides long. Lineage: Eukaryota; Metazoa; Platyhelminthes; Monogenea; Polystomatidea; Polystomatidae. The record is from the annotation of a GenBank genome assembly.